AGAAACUUCACACAUUUCGAGACAUGUCCACUCCAUAACCACACCGAUUAAAAACCAUACAUGCCAUAACCUUUAGGAAUACUCUUGGUAAAAUAAACAAAGCCCCAAGAUGCCGGCGGACAUAGUGACCACGGAGCAGCUGCGCUACCAGCUGGCCUUCAUCCACGCGAUGGACCGGACUGGGCGGCACUGGGAGGAGACCUUCUCGUGGUAUCCGCGGAUGCAGUGCUGCCACUACCAGCGCAUCGACCAGAUCUACCUGGAGAGCCGCCAGCGGCACGGGGACGGUCACUUCCUGAAGUACGCCAACCGGAGGCGCCUGCUCAAGAAGUUCCUGGUGACCGCGCAGGAUGUGCAGGAGGGCUUGGAGGAGCGCAGGACUCUGGAGGGCGAUGGCAUCCUGGGCAUCAAGGUGGCGGCCACCGAGAACGGGGAGUACGGUCGCCUGAAGCCAGGCAGGUUGUACUUCUGCUAGGCUGGAGGCUAUCCCCUCGAUCCUCGCCAGAACCGCGCUCACAAUUAAACUAUCAUCGUCCGCUGACAAUGCAACUCUCAAUGGCCGUCACUCAUUACGCGAUUUUUGCAUGACCGUGCGCAUAAUUAACAAGGUGAAAAUGUCAGUCAGGCCGGGAGUCCCCACUGUACGGGGCACCCUGCCUACUUUUGACGCGGCUGAAAAGUUCGCACAGGUAAUUAAGUGAUCGCGUCUGUCCACUCGAUGAGAUGACUCGCCUCGUUUGUUCGGAACUUGCAAACUGUGUUUUAUGGCGCCCAUAAAAAUGGGAAAUAUUCCGCGAGUGCAUGUUAUGGCACACUGUUUACUAUUUACACUUGCAUUUCAUUAUCGAUACGAUGCGGAUCUUGCUUUGAUUUGAUAAAUUCCCAAGCACUUGAAUAAAAUUUGAUACGAUGCGUGGAAAAC
This is a messenger RNA of Drosophila takahashii, 922 nucleotides long. RefSeq lists its product as uncharacterized. The record is from RefSeq and is a predicted model, not a curated record. NCBI's taxonomy places the organism in Eukaryota, Metazoa, Arthropoda, Insecta, Diptera, Drosophilidae.